Fusarium mangiferae is the source of this 543-nucleotide messenger RNA. RefSeq lists its product as uncharacterized. NCBI's taxonomy places the organism in Eukaryota, Fungi, Ascomycota, Sordariomycetes, Hypocreales, Nectriaceae. Bases 1 to 543 code for a protein of 180 amino acids. Gene Ontology annotation, cellular component: NuA4 histone acetyltransferase complex. The transcript has 3 exons. The record is from RefSeq and is a predicted model, not a curated record.
AUGGCUGAGAGAAAGGCAUCGAACGGAGCUGUAGCUGGUACCGGACAAGUGACGAUGUCCGAGUACAAGAAGGCGCAAGCUCGGGUUCGGGAUCUGGUCGAGAAGCGCAGGAUGCUAGAGAAACGCUUGACACAAGUUGAAGACAGCAUCUCCCAAAAGGAGACUGCAUACCUCGACAGCACACCAAGCGGCAACAUCAUCACCGGUUUCGACAACUACAUGAAGGGCAUGAGUGGCGCGGCAGCACAGCGACGAAAGGCUGGUCCGAUGGAACAGAACAGAGUCUUUUCACGAUCGUCGAUUUCCUACCGACCUAAUAAUCUCGAGGGUAUCACACCUGGAUCAGGAGGCUCGACGCCAGCUGGCGCGACACCAUUAUCCGCCGCAUUUAGAGACGGACCCUCGAAUCACCCGACACCGACAUCUUCGACUGCGGUCAAGAACGCAAGCAAGUCGAAGAAGAAAACGGUCGAGCACGAGGAUAGCGAAAACGAUACUUCGAUGAGCAAGAAACGAACGAAUUUUGGAGCACAGCGCAAGUAG